Molecule: messenger RNA, 2298 nt
Organism: Lotus japonicus
Lineage: Eukaryota; Viridiplantae; Streptophyta; Magnoliopsida; Fabales; Fabaceae
Product: proline-rich protein 4-like
Exons: 2
Coding region: 114-1943 (609 amino acids)
Source: RefSeq, a predicted model, not a curated record
AAGCAGUAUAGAACAAGCCACAGAAGCUCAAUAGCUUCUCUCUCUGUCAUAUUCUUUUCUUCUCUGAUCUUAUUUUUUGUCAUUAGGAACUGUAAUAGUUAUAGCAGUUCCCAAUGCAGAUCUUCACUCGGCGCCAAGGAGCACUUUUGUGCUUCUGGUUGUCUGUGUUUUUUGUGGUAGUGGGGUUUUGCCAUGGAGAUAGUACAGUGGAGGUAGUAGGACUAGGAGAAUGUGCAGACUGCAAGGAGUACAAUAUUAAAACUAGCCAGGCAUUCUCAGGGCUACGUGUUACAAUAGACUGCAAGGCAGAAAAUGGACACUUCAAAACAAGAGGGGCUGGUGAGCUUGACACAAAUGGCAACUUCAAAGUAUCCCUUCCUCAUGACAUUGUAAAAUCUGGUGAAUUGAAAGAAGAGUGUUAUGCCCAGCUUCACAGUUCAUCAGCUGCACCUUGUCCUGCCCAUGAUGGCCUGCAUGACACCAAGAUUGUAUUCAAGUCAAAAACUGAUGAUAACAAACACACACUUGGCCCUGCUGGGAAACUCAAGUUCUCAUCAAUGACUUGCACUUCAGAAUUUUUCUGGCCUUUCUUCAAACACCCUUUGUUCAGUAAGCUUCCCCAUCCAGAUUUACCCCCUUUCCCUCCUAAAAUCCUUCCACCAUUUCCUCCAAAGUUUUUCCCUAAGCACCCUCUCCUUCCACCAUUUCCACCAAAGGUUUUCCCUAAGCACCCUCUCCUUCCUCCAUUUCCACCUAAGAUUUUCCCUAAGCACCCUCUCCUUCCACCAUUUCCACCAAAGGUUUUCCCUAAACACCCUCUCCUUCCUCCUCUACCUAUCCAUGAAAAACCUCCUCCAGUGCAGGAACCUCUUCCUCCACCUGCCCCUGUCUACAAGGAACCUCUUCCUCCACCUGUUCCAAAGCCACUUCCACCCCCAGUUCCAGAAGAGAAACCACUUCCACCACCAGUUCCAGUCAAGAAGCCAUGUCCACCACCAGUUCCAGAAAAGAAACCCCUUCCUCCUCCUGUUCCAAAGCCACUUCCACCACCAGUUCCAGUCAUGAAGCCAUGCCCACCACCAGUUCCAGAAAAGAAACCCCUUCCUCCUCCUGUUCCAAAGCCACUUCCACCACCAGUUCCAGUCAUGAAGUCAUGCCCACCACCAGUUCCAGAAAAGAAACCCCUUCCUCCUCCUGUUCCAAAGCCACUUCCACCACCAGUUCCAGUAGUAAAGAAGCCAUGCCCACCCCCUCUUCCACCAGUGAAGCCUCUUCCUCCACCAGUGCCAAUAAAGAAACCUCUUCCUCCACCUGUACCAGAAUACAAGAAGCCUCUUCCUCCUCUAAUUCCAAAGCCACUUCCACCACCAGUUCCAGUAUACAAGAAGCCUCUUCCUCCUCCAAUUCCAAAGCCACUUCCACCACCAGUUCCAGUAUACAAGAAGCCACCAUGCCCACCACUGGUUCCAAUCUUCAAGAAACCUCCACUUCCACCACUGGUUCCAAUCUUCAAGAAACCACAUCCACCUUCCAUUCCUAUUUACAAGCCACCAUUCUAUAAGCCUCUCCCUCCUUUCCCAAAGUUGCCUCCUCUCAAGAAGCAUCCACUUCCACCUCUUCCCAAAAUCCCUCCAAAGUACUUCCAUCACCCCAAAUUUCCCAAAUUGCCUCCAUUGCCACCAAAAAGCUUUUUCCAUCACCCCAAGUUUCCCAAAUUGCCCCCACUACCUCCAAAAAGCUUCUUCCAUCACCCCAAGUUAGGAAAAUUGCCUCCACUACCUCCAAUAAAGUUUUUCCACCACCCCAAGUAUGGAAAAUUGCCUCCACUACCUCACAAAAGCUUCUUCCAUCACCCCAAGUUUGGGAAAUUACCUCCACUGCCUCCAACAAAGUUUUUCCAUCACCCUAAGUUUGGCAAAUUGCCUCCACUACCACCUGUUUAAUAAUCCUCUUUCUUAGAAGAUAUUGCUGAGCUACAAUAUUAUGGCUCUUUGUUUUACACAAAAUAUAUGUGCAUGCAUGUUUUCUGUUUUCCUUUUUUUGCUUUCCUAUCAUCAAGGACUUAGGAAACUUAUUGUUGCAAAUAAAAGCCUUCAACUGCAUAUGUGAACAAAAGAUCAGCAUCAAGUGGGAGUGGAGAAAACACAGAAUAGAGAGAUGUUAUUUGAAGAAGUUUGAAGUUUGAUGAAGUUGAGUGUGAUCAAUUGUUGUUCAUGAGUCUAGAUCACAGGAUUUUUUUUUUUUUAAUUCAUAUGUAUAUAAAAUGCGUUAUGAAUAUGAUGGUGUUUCCAUUUCCUA